GUUUGUGGUUGCAAUUUCCCUUCAUAAAUUUCUUGGCCUUGCAUGGCCCAAUUUGCUUCGCUCUCUUUCUCUCUCUAAAAAUCACUCUACAUAUUCACCAGCUUUCCUUAAUCCUUGUACUUCUACUUCUCUCUCUCUCUCUCUCUCUCUGGGAACUGAGUGCUAUUUUCAACAGAUUUGAGCUUCUGUAAGGGAAAUGCUGUUUAAGGUCCAUUCAUUGCUGUCCUGAUUCUUCCAAUGGCAAUUAAUGCAAGCAAGGUUUCAAGUGGUCCUGUGGUGACUGAUAGGACAAAUGUCUCUAGAUUCACUGGAUCUGCAUCUUCUUUUGCCAUGUCACCGCAACACAAAUUGCAGCUUACAAGUCAAGGAAUUGAACUUAGACAAUCAAGCCCUGGGCGUCUCUUGAAAGCAAGCUCAAGCUUUUCUGGUGAGGGUUUGUGGGGCAUAUGUCGAAAACCUUUUAGUUUCAUUUCUCAGGGCUCUUCUCUGUUAUGUCGGUCAAGAAAAACACAUAAUACUGAAGCAAAAGAAUGUGUUACAACUUAUGGUGAUUGUGAAGAUGUAACUAGUGCACAAAUUGGAGAUGAAGAAGAUGAGCAUCAAGCCAUGCCUAAGAGAACUACUCACUCCAAUCUGGGCUUAGCCGAAGCUUGUAAAUAUGUCUACAAUGAUGCUAAGUUUGUAAAUGAAAGGGCUCGUAAUGACAUUUUCUUGCUUUCUCGUGGCAUAAUGAGGUUGGAUGCCCGUGCACGUCAAGAUUUAGCUAUUCUUGAGUCACAGUUUCUUAAGCUCAAUGCCCGGGCAAGAGAGGAUACCGAGAAAAUUGACCGUGAUGUGAAAAAAAGGGCUGAACACCUGCAUCAUAUUGCCACUAUAUUGACAGACAAAGCUCAAUCUAGAUUGAAAAGAGCUGCUGACAAGCAUUGGAGUGAUGGAGCCCUAGAGGCUGAUUUGCGACUUGCUGACCUCCGUGCAAAGCAACGCGCAAUGGAAGAUGCACUAAUGGCUUUGGAGUUGAUAAAAAAUAUCCAUGACAUGAUGGUGAGCAAGAUGUACAAAUUUCCUCUGCGUCAGUCUAAAGGAUCUCUAUCAGGCAACAACAUGAUGGGGCGUAUAAUGCUUGAAAAGAAUGGGAAAACUCUUGAUUUCUUCCCUGGAGAAGUGUCAACUGAUCGUAUCGCUGCUAUUCAGGAAGCUUACUGGAGUAUGGCAUCUGUACUCUCUGAAGCUGAUGGGAUUGACUAUACUGAUCCUGAAGAGCUUGAGCUGUUGAUUGCAACUCUUAUAGAUCUCGAUGCAAUGGAUGGUAAAAGUAGUGUCUCACUAUUGGCAGAGUGUUCAAGUUCUCCUGAUGUCAAUACUAGAAAAGCCGUUGCCAAUGCAUUGGCAGCAGCCCCAUCCAUGUGGACUCUUGGAAAUGCAGGCAUGGGAGCCUUACAGAGAUUGGCGGAAGAUAGUAACCCAGCAAUUGCUAUUGCGGCAUCCAAGGCUAUCUAUGAACUAAAGAAACAAUGGGAGAUAAAUGAAGGAGACAGCUGGAGGUUUAUGAUGAACCAGGAGACCAUGGAGGAAGUAGAUAGUCAAAGAGCAGAUGAUGAUACAGAUACACAUUGAAGUACUUUUAUUUAAACAACUGACUGUAGAUGUUUACAUGAAGGUCUCAGUAGUAGGUUAAACCCUCUGAUCAUUAGAAAGUGAUUAGUACUGAUGUAAAGGAAAAUGCUGUUAUAUUAUAAAUUAGCUUAUUUAUCAAUUAAUCUCCAAUUUCCCGUGCUUGUAAGUA
Messenger RNA from Quercus robur (English oak), 1783 nucleotides. RefSeq names its product senescence-associated protein AAF, chlorolplastic. Lineage: Eukaryota; Viridiplantae; Streptophyta; Magnoliopsida; Fagales; Fagaceae. Gene Ontology annotation, cellular component: chloroplast. Gene Ontology annotation, biological process: leaf senescence; cellular response to oxidative stress. Bases 238 to 1614 code for a protein of 458 amino acids. The record is from RefSeq and is a predicted model, not a curated record. The transcript is spliced from 13 exons.